AUGGCUGUUUACAACGCUUCUAUUCCUCCAAAAUAUAAUUUGACAAACGUACGCAGCCCUGUAGUCAUUAUGGUAGGGCGGGGAGACAAGCUGGCGACAAUCAAGAAUGCAGCCUUACGAAAUCAGCUGCCAAAUGUCAAGCAGUUUGUAGUGCUUCCGCGAACUGAAGCUAACCACCUUGACUUCAUCUGGGGCAGGACUAUGGCCGAUUACUUGUAUCCAUAUAUUUUAAAGGCCCUUGGUUAUUAA
Messenger RNA from Pieris macdunnoughi, 249 nucleotides. Lineage: Eukaryota; Metazoa; Arthropoda; Insecta; Lepidoptera; Pieridae. The record is from the annotation of a GenBank genome assembly.